Procambarus clarkii (red swamp crayfish) is the source of this 681-nucleotide messenger RNA. The record is from RefSeq and is a predicted model, not a curated record. Lineage: Eukaryota; Metazoa; Arthropoda; Malacostraca; Decapoda; Cambaridae.
AUGUCGGCUGGUGAGACGUUGGUGAAGGUGGUGAGCCCCGGGACUCACCACCUUCCACAGCAUCUGACACAGGAGAGACUAUCCCCUACAGUUGGGAACCCACAGCAGGAGGUACAGAGGCCAAUGCACAGGCACCCGCACCGGCGCCAGCAGGAGGCACGUGAAUCUCCGCCACCACUAUCGAAGGACCUACGCCAAGGCCCACGCCACCGUCCGGCAUCACACCAGUCCCCUGCACACGAGCACCGCACACCACAGAAGGAAAAGCCCUCAGAGUCCCCAAAAUCACACACAGCAGCCCACUCACGAGGGGGCAACAUACCCCUAACUGUCCUAGAGCGUUUAGGCACAGGCCGGGAAUCAUCCGAACUGUUGCCACCAACAGGAGGCACCCGAGGAGACUGCAUCACACCGGGCAGAGUGCGAUCCCGAAGCACAGCAGCCUCGAUGACAAAGGGCACAAACCCACACUUCACAGCUGACACCGAACUGAAGAAGAGGCAGGCACAGCUGGCGGAGGCAAGGGAGCUGGCAGAGAUGAGGAAGCUGGCCGCGAGGGCAGGUCCCCUCGCACCACCACUCCCGCAUUCACACCACCAAUCGCACACUCGUCCACCCAGAGCGAGAAACUCGGCAACACCACAGGGGCAACCGACGGCAGGGAAGCCUCCCCCACCAUAA